Messenger RNA from Plasmodium malariae, 1326 nucleotides. Its product is annotated as phosphoribosylpyrophosphate synthetase, putative. The record is from RefSeq and is a predicted model, not a curated record. Lineage: Eukaryota; Apicomplexa; Aconoidasida; Haemosporida; Plasmodiidae. Gene Ontology annotation, biological process: 5-phosphoribose 1-diphosphate biosynthetic process; purine nucleotide biosynthetic process. Gene Ontology annotation, molecular function: magnesium ion binding; ribose phosphate diphosphokinase activity. The transcript has a single exon. The coding region runs from base 1 to 1326 and encodes 441 amino acids. Gene Ontology annotation, cellular component: cytoplasm; ribose phosphate diphosphokinase complex.
AUGAAUAAAAUGAAUUUUGUCUUACCAAAUAGAUAUAUAUCAAAGUGGUUUAAGAAAAGAAAUAAUUUUGAGAAAGAAAAGAAUGGCAUUAGUAAGUUAUUGACCUUAAUACUAAGUGGUGGUAGUUCUGCUACUGCUGCUGCUGUUGGAUGGUGUUUUUUGAAAGAUGAAGAGAAUAGAAGCAAGCUUCGGUUAGAUUGUAGGGAUUUAAAAAAGAGCAUAUAUAGUAUGUUAUAUAAUGUUAGUAAUAAUAAUAAAAAUAUUUUUUUUGAGAAUAGUGUUUAUUGUGAUAAUUCGAAAAAGAAUUUUCAACAUCCAUUAUGGAGAUCAGAGGAGAAGAGACCUAUUGAGAAAAUGGAAAAUGCAAUAUUAUUUAGUGGUUCAUCAAAUCCUUUAUUAAGUAAAAAUAUAGCUGACCAUUUAGGUACAAAUUUAGGAAAAGUAAACUUAAAAAGAUUUGCCGAUGGGGAAGUGUCAAUGCAAUUUAUAGACAGUAUAAGAGGAAAGGAUGUAUAUAUCAUACAACCAACCUGUCCACCAGUAAAUGAAAAUUUAAUUGAAUUAUUGCUGAUGAUAUCGACAUGUAGAAGAGCAUCAGCAAAAAAGAUUACUGCUGUUAUUCCAUAUUAUGGUUAUGCUAGACAGGAUAGAAAAUUAAGUUCAAGAGUACCCAUAUCCGCAGCUGAUGUAGCAAGAAUGAUAGAAGCUAUGGGUGUUGACAGAGUAGUAGCUAUUGAUUUACAUUCUGGACAAAUUCAAGGUUUUUUUGGACCUAGAGUACCUGUAGAUAAUUUAGAAGCACAAAUAAUUGGUUUAGAUUAUUUUACAAAAAAAGAUUUAUAUAAACCUGUUAUUGUUUCACCAGAUGCUGGAGGAGUUUAUAGAGCAAGGAAAUUUCAAGAUGGUUUAAAUCAUAGAGGUAUAAGUGAUUGUGGUAUUGCUAUGUUAAUAAAACAAAGAACAAAACCAAAUGAAAUUGAAAAAAUGGAUUUAGUAGGUAAUGUUUAUGAUUCAGAUGUUAUUAUUGUUGAUGAUAUGAUUGAUACAUCUGGUACAUUAUGUGAAGCAGCAAAACAAUUAAAAAAACACGGAGCUAGAAGAGUUUUUGCCUUUGCUACUCAUGGACUUUUUUCAGGACUAGCUAUUGAUAGAAUUGAAAACUCUCCAUUAGAGGAAGUUAUUGUUACUGAUACGGUUAAGGCGAACAAAAAUAUUGAUAAUUGCAAGAAGAUAACCAAACUAAGCGUUUCUGUGCUCGUUGCUGACGCUAUUAGGAGAAUUCACCAGAAGGAAUCUUUGAACGACCUUUUUAACAUAAAGGGGUAG